Mollisia scopiformis is the source of this 1818-nucleotide messenger RNA. Its product is annotated as MFS general substrate transporter. The record is from RefSeq and is a predicted model, not a curated record. NCBI's taxonomy places the organism in Eukaryota, Fungi, Ascomycota, Leotiomycetes, Helotiales, Mollisiaceae. Gene Ontology annotation, molecular function: transmembrane transporter activity. Gene Ontology annotation, cellular component: membrane. Gene Ontology annotation, biological process: transmembrane transport. Bases 158 to 1705 code for a protein of 515 amino acids. The transcript is spliced from 7 exons.
GCAUGGGGGAAAGCUGCUUCCGAUUGCUGAUCCUUCCCCAUACAGUCACUACUUAUCGAGGUCCUUCUUUAAAUUCAAUCCCGCUCCCUUGUUUUUCCACCUCGUCACCAUCUCGCAACCACAACCACAACCACAACCUCGAACCCGACACCGAAAAAUGGAGAACGAGAAGCCCAUCAUGAACGAGGUCGAUAACAGCUCGAACGAGAAGGUCGUCGCGCUAAAUCAUCUCGAAAGCAACGGAAAUGCGCCCAUCAGCCAGAAGGAUCCAGGUGGUUUUACGAUUCCCGAUCCUGACGCCCAUCUCAGCGCCGAAGAGAAAGCUGCCAUUGACAAGAAGCUUGUUCGAAAGCUGGACUGGACCUUGAUUCCUAUUCUUUGCAUUCUGUAUCUCCUCGCCUUCCUCGACCGAACCAAUAUUGGCAAUGCAAAGAUCGAUGGAUUGCAAAAGUCCCUUCACGGCAUGACGACCGGCCAAUACAAUGCGACGUUGUCGAUUUUCUUCGUCUCCUAUGCCGUCUUCGAGCCUCUCACCAACAUUCUCCUCAAACGUCUCCGCCCUUCGGUCUUUAUUCCGAUCAUUAUGGUGAUUUGGGGAAUAUGCAUGACGUUUAUGGGUUUCGUCUACAAUUGGUCGGGCCUGAUGGCUGCUCGUUGGUUCCUAGGUAUGGCUGAAGCAGGUCUCUUCCCUGGUAUCAACUAUUAUCUCUCGUGUUGGUACAAGAGAUCAGAGUUUGGUAUUCGUGCUGCCAUAUUCUUCUCGGCCGCUGCUGUAUCUGGCUCGUUUGGUGGUCUUCUUGCCGCUGCCAUCGAGAAGAUGAACGGUCUUGGAGGACGUCCAGGUUGGGCUUGGAUCUUCAUUUUGGAGGGUAUUGUCACCGUCCUUUUCGGGAUCAGUGCCAUCUGGUUGGUUCACGACUUUCCCGAUGAUGCAAAGUUCCUCUCAGAGCAAGACCGUGAACGAGUUAUCCGCCGCUUGAAGCUUGACCAACAAUCCUCUGCCGAACAUGAAGAAUUCAAAAUGAAGUACGUUUGGAUGUCCUUGAAGGAUUACAAGAUGUGGCUUGGAAUGAUCAUCUACAUGGGCUGUGAUAUGCCGCUCUAUGCAUUCUCGCUCUUUCUGCCCAGCAUCAUCAACGAACUUGGAUAUUCCAGUACAAAGGCUCAACUCUUGACGGUGCCACCUUAUGCUGCUGCCGCCAUCUUGACCAUCGUUAUUGGAUAUAUUGCAGAUAGGACAAAGCAACGAGGUCUCUGCAAUAUCCUCGUCUCUUUCCUCGGAAUCGCAGGGUUCGCUAUGCUCCUCGGCUCCCAGAAAGCUGGAGUAAAAUACGCCGGAACUUUCCUCGGAGCACUCGGUAUCUAUCCUUGCAUUGCGAACACGAUUUCUUGGGUUGCCAACAACAUCGAAGGUGUCUACAAGCGUGGAGUCGUUCUAGGUUUCGUGAUUGGUUGGGGCAACUUGAAUGGUAUCGUCAGCAGCAACAUCUAUUACAAGAGUCCCAAGUACACUGUUGGUCACGCCGUAGUCAUGGCUUACAUGAUUGUUUGCCUGCUUGGUGGGAGCGUAGUUCUUCGGAUUCUCUUGGCAAGAGAGAACAAGCUUAGGAAGGCUGGAAAGCGAGAUCAUUGGGUUGAAGGGUUGAGUGACCAUCAUGUUGAGGCAUUGGGGGAUAUGCGUCCAGAUUUCUAUUACACUUUGUAAAGAUCUUCUGGGACGUUUGCGUUGCGAUUGUGAUGAAUCAUAAAUAGACGUCUAUAGUAGCUUCUUUGCUGAUAGUAUGAUACCCAGGGUAGUUGCUUUCGCUCAACAGAGAG